Molecule: messenger RNA, 102 nt
Organism: Phytomonas sp. Hart1
Lineage: Eukaryota; Euglenozoa; Kinetoplastea; Trypanosomatida; Trypanosomatidae
Source: the annotation of a GenBank genome assembly
AUGAGAUCACCAUGCCAUUUGUAUCCUAUGGCUUACGCAGUUUUUUUGUGUUUGAAAGUACACCUUUCUUCUCCCUUAUCUACACACACACUUUGGAUCUGA